This is a messenger RNA of Colletotrichum acutatum, 726 nucleotides long. RefSeq lists its product as uncharacterized. The transcript has 2 exons. The coding region runs from base 1 to 726 and encodes 241 amino acids. NCBI's taxonomy places the organism in Eukaryota, Fungi, Ascomycota, Sordariomycetes, Glomerellales, Glomerellaceae. The record is from RefSeq and is a predicted model, not a curated record.
AUGUACACCAAGGCUCUUACCGCGGCGGUUGCCGUCCUCUCCUUCGCCUCAGUCGAGGCCGCAAUCCUCCCUCGCGCAACUAUCACACCGGGCACCGUCGUUCUUCCCGAAGUCGUCUUCAACCCAGGUGAACUGACGGACCCGCUCUACACCGCGUUGAAGAUCGUUAGCACCGACCUCGGCAAGACAACAACCCUGACCGGCGACCUCACCAGAACCGCCGGAACAACAGUAAAGGAUAGAACCGACCAGGUCAACGCCGUCAUCCGCCAAAUAACAAGCAACACAAACAGCAUCCGUACCAGAGUCGGCACCGUCGUCGGCAACCUCCUGGGCGUCGUCCCCUCGGGUAUCCCCGCUCCGUCCGCGACCUCCGCCGCCCCGCCCUCCAUUCCCACGGCCGAGGUCGUCCAGAUCGCGCAGGACGUAGUCGUUCAGGCCCAGCUGCUCGCCCGCCAGGCCACCGCCCAGCUGCAGAACCUUCAGGCCCAGGCUAAUGCCGUCGCCGACCCCGCCGCCAAGGCGGCCUACACGCUCGCCUACACCCAAGCCAACCUCGCCCUGCAGAUCGCGCUCAGCACCGUCAGCGCCGCGGCCUCGACUGCUCUCACGGCCGUGGCGAACGCUGCUGGAAGUGCCAACGGACUGGCUGAUCGUAUCCGCAACAUCCAGGCCAAGCUGAACCCUGUUCUUAUCAUUGGCGCCAGCCCCGAUGUUACCUUUUAA